Gongylonema pulchrum is the source of this 852-nucleotide messenger RNA. NCBI's taxonomy places the organism in Eukaryota, Metazoa, Nematoda, Chromadorea, Rhabditida, Gongylonematidae. The record is from the annotation of a GenBank genome assembly.
AUGCAGGGAAAAAUUCCAAAUGAUGCUCAUUUAUUGCGUUUUUUGCGCGCUCGUGAUUUUGACGUAGCUCGAGCUGGUGACAUGGUACAGAAAAGUGUCAAGUGGCGCAAACAGCAUAACGUGGACAAAAUUUUACAAGAGUUCGAAGCACCGCUUGAACUGAAGCAGUUUUUCCCAGGAUGUUGGCAUCACGCCGAUAAGGAGGGCAGGCCAUUGUUUGUUCUGCGACUUGGGAAGCUCGACAUGAAAGGCUUACUGCGUACAUUUGGUAUGGAAACGAUCAUGAAAUUUACGUUAUCAAUUAUUGAACAGGGACUUAUCAAAACAGCGGAGGCGACAAAAAUGCGUGGCGCUCCAAUAAGCACAUGGACGUUAUUGGUGGAUUUGGAGGGAUUGAGCAUGAGGCAUCUUUGGCGACCUGGAAUCCAAGCACUGUUACGAAUAAUUGAAGUAGCUGAAGCGCAUUAUCCGGAAACCAUGGGCUUGGUAUUGAUUGCUCGGGCGCCACGAGUUUUUCCAGUGCUUUGGACAUUGAUUUCUCCAUUCAUUGACGAGAAUACGCGCAAGAAAUUUAUGAUAAAUUCGGGUGAAAUGGUUAUUUCGGAACUAAGAAAAUACAUCGAUGAAGAAUAUAUACCCGAGUUUUUGGGCGGAACUUGCCUGUGUUCAGCUCCUGAAGGAGGGCAUAUCCCUAAGGAUAUGUACAGGCCUGUGGAGGAGACAGUGAUCGAAGACGAUGUGCUCAAAUCAACUUAUCAGUCAGCAGUUAUUUGUAAAGGGACAGCACAUGAAGUAGUAGUUAAAGUGCCUGCGCGAGGAUGUGUUCUCACCUGGGAUUUCGAUAUUAUCAAG